Molecule: messenger RNA, 2671 nt
Organism: Salvia splendens (bonfire salvia)
Lineage: Eukaryota; Viridiplantae; Streptophyta; Magnoliopsida; Lamiales; Lamiaceae
Exons: 8
Coding region: 2014-2484 (156 amino acids)
Source: RefSeq, a predicted model, not a curated record
GUCUCUAAUUCUAACAUUUAUUGUGCUUUGUUUGGAAGCCCAAUGAAAUCAUGAACAAGUUGUAAAGAAAAGGAGAAAAUGAAGGAUAGGUAGGUAGGAAAUGGAAUCAACACAGGAGGGGGAUCAACGAAGGCUGCCUCUGUCGGAGGUGGUUGACGACUGCAUACACCGCUGGUUCCAAGACACGCUCAAGGAGGCCAAAACUGGCGAUGUCAACAUGCAGGUCCUCGUUGGCCAGAUGUAUUCUUCUGGAUAUGGCAUCGCCUAAGACGCUAACAAGGGGAGGAUCUGGAUAAGUAGGGCUUCCAGAGUUAGGUCGUCGGUCUGGAAAGUUAGCAAUAAACGACCAGGUUAUAAUGCCAGUGAUUCAGAUUCAGAUGAGUUUUUGGGUGAUUCUUGAUCCAUUUUGCUAUGCGCUUUGUUAAUCAAUUUGAAGACAGCAGCCAAGCAUGCUAGGUUGGACAUUAACGAAGUGGUUGACGAUGUCAUUCCUAUUGCGAUAGCGCAAAAGUUGCGGGAGAGAUUGACUGAGCAAGGGGCGGAGACAAGUACAGCUCGUGAAGAGGCAGUGCCGACGAAACCGAGAGGCAAGAAAGUCGACCAUCUCUACUGUAGACGGACCCCAACUGAGUUCCUGACUGUUUAAAAAGCCUAACUCCACGGCAGAAGGAAGUCGUUCGUGAACUGGGUUUUGGAGCUAUCCUCCAUUUCAACAUAAAGGAGAUUCCGGGAUACCUAGCUUUUUGGGUUCUCACGACAUUUAAUCUAGCUCGGUACCAGAUUCCAUUGUCUGGGGGUGAGAGCCUAACCCUGGAUGAGGAGGACGUACAUCUGACGUUAGGCUUUCCGAGAGGUCCGACACCCAUUUCACGCUCAACCGAUAAACAAAGCAACUUCGAGUUCAAAGACUAUGCUGCAGUACGGUGUAAUAAGGGGCAGUUCAAAAUGACCCCUGGAGAUAUUGCUAAGUUGAUGAUGCAGGACGAUGAUGGGGGACCAGAUUUCAAGAAACUCUUCGUGUUCAUGCUGGAAAAUGCCGUUAUAGAAACUCCUACCGACGGCAAUUGCAAGCCAAAGAUUCUACAUUUCAUUGAGGAUGUUGAUGAGAUUCCAAACAUGAAUUGGUGUGGGUACCUGUUAUCCGUUCUUGAGGUCACAUAUCCCAGUUGGGCCAAAAGGCCUAACUGCGUCUUUCACCGGGCGUAUCCACUUCUUAUUGUGUGCGUAUGUGGACCGCGUGGUUCACUGCUGGGGGCGAGUGAUCCGUGCCUGGCCGACAAUAAAAGGUUGGACGGCGGAGACCCUAAAGCAAAGGGAGGACGCAGAGGGUGACCAGUACGGAACAAGGAGGUUGUAGGCUCGGAUUGACAAUGAGAAGUUUCUUCAGGAGGAGGAAGUAAGGAGGUUGGAAUCGUUGAACAGUGGAGAAGGAGGAGCGCCUAGCAGGUAUAGAGCUAAGCGAAUCAGAGAUCAGUUUAUCGCUUUAAGCUCGCUCAUGACCCAUGCAAUUUCGACGUGGGUAGAUGAUUUUAAAAGAAUUCCUGUUGAGUUGCUAGAUAAUGAGUGCUUCCAAGUAGGCAGUCAGAUAGGAAAGAAAUUGUUGGGAUUGGAGGAUGAGAAUGUGGUGGAAGAUGAUGAAAUUGUAACAAAACUGACGCAGGCAAGGGAUGAAGAAGAAGAGUACAUCCAGGAAUGGAUUGAAGAGAUGGAGAAGAUGAUGGCGGCAUAUGACAAGAAGAAGACGAUUAAUAGCAGCUUCGCUAGGCCAUCAUUUGUGUUGGAUGGGUUCGAUUGUCCUGACCCCUUUGCUACACAGCAAACACAUGGGGCAGAGGGUAGUGGUGGUAGAGAGGAAAACAACAAUGAUGAGAGAGCACAUGAUGCCCCAGUUGUUGAUCAGCCGGGAGUUGAUGAUCAGCCAGGAGACAUUCCAAUGCACGAGCCAAGAGGUGAUGAUCUCCCCGAUAUCAUAUCAAAGGAUGAUUGUUAGCCGGACUUGAACUCCCAUAUGAAAUGCAUACUUCAGUCGGUGCAAUUGGGACAUCAUCAGAUAUGGCGGCUGGUGGGGGAGUGUUGAGCAAGACUGGGGCGUCUGAGACAAGAGUUGAAGAUGGAGGUGGUGCAAUUGUGGUGAGGAAAGAUGGAACUGGUAUCAGAUCUAAGAGUAAAACCCAGAUAGAGAAAGCCACCAAAAAGAGUGCAGCAGUAGAGGAGAGUGUCAAGACACAUGCCUCGGCCAAGGGGGGACGCGCUGAGAUUCAGGCUGACAAAACAACACAGCCCAUUAAGGAGGGAGCUCCUAAAGGAGGGAAGGGAAAACAGCUGGCCAUUCCAAAGAAACCUGCUUCAGCUAAGGGGAAGGGCAUUGAGAUUGAUGUUGUGAAAACAACACAACCAUCUAAAGAUGUAGCUGGAAAGGGUGGGAGUGGAAAAGAGUUGGCCAUUCCAAAUGUGGUUGCUCAAGGAAUGGGAAAGGCAAGCUGAUAGGAGUGAAAGACGAGGGGAGAGGUAGGGAGCACGAGUCGUGCGCAGAAUUGUAAUAUGUAAACGUAAGGUUGAUAAUAUUAGGAAUUCAAUCACUUGUAUUGCCAAAAGAAUAUUGAAGAUCAGUCCUCCGCAGAGGCCUACGACUUCAGUCGUCCAAUUACAAAUGAUCUAUCCAAGAUAAAAA